UUGUUCUCCGAAAAAAAAGAAAAAAGAACGCACUCUUCCUUUGCAUCGGAAGCCGAAAAGAUAUUCCCUUCCAUCACCCUAAUUGGCCGUCAAUAUUACACGGGAGAGACAGAGAGCGUUAAAGCGAAGCAGAGAAGUUGAAAUGAGAUCCAUCUGAAGCAAUAUUUUUAUAUACAAGACUUUUGGAACUAUUCAAUAUUCACUAUUUGGGCAUAAAUAGAGGAAAUGGCUGAAGGAUUAUCAAGCUUUUGGGGUCCAGUCACAUCCACGAUUGAGUGUUGUGAGACCAAUUAUUCUCACUCUUCUUAUAUUGCGGAAUUUUACAACACCCUGUCGAACGUUCCAGCCAUCAUUUUAGCUCUUAUGGGCCUUAUAAAUGCAUUAAGACAACGAUUUGAGAAGAGAUUCACUGUUCUUCACAUAUCUAAUAUGAUACUUUCUAUUGGAAGCAUGUUAUAUCAUGCUACAUUGCAACAAGUGCAACAACAGGGUGAUGAAACCCCUAUGGUAUGGGAGAUGCUCCUAUAUAUGUACAUUCUCUAUUCACCAGAUUGGCACUAUCGAAGUACAAUGCCUACCUUCCUUUUCCUCUAUGGUGCUCUUUUUGCUGUUUUGCAUGCAGUGGUCCGAUUUGGUAUUGGCUUCAAGGUACAUUACGUGAUCUUAUGCCUUCUUUGCAUCCCUCGAAUGUACAAGUACUACAUUCACACUGAGAACAUCUCUGCUAAGCGGCUUGCAAAGCUCUAUGUGGCAACUCUUUUUUUAGGUACAAUGUUUUGGCUAUGUGAUCGGCUGUUCUGUAAGCAGAUAUCAGGUUGGCCUGUCAAUCCUCAGGGUCAUGCCUUGUGGCACAUCUUCAUGGGUUUUAACUCCUACUUUGCAAACACAUUCUUGAUGUUUUGUCGUGCCCAACAACGGGGUUGGGCUCCAAAAGUUGUCCAUUUCAUGGGGGUUCUGCCAUUCGUGAAGAUCGAAAAGCCAAAAACGCAAUGAGAUUAAGUACGUUUUUCUCCUACUAAUUCGAGGUCGUUCUUGUCAAGCUUUUGCUUUUCUGGGUGGACCCAAAGAAUGCUGAAUCGACUUUCGAGCUUGCAUCAAAUUUUCAUUGUAAAACUAGGAUAUGUACAAUAUUUAUAUGCCGUUUUGGGUUUUGGGCAGUCGGUAGUAGAUGCUUUAUCCUUGAAUACUUUAGAUUAUUUUUUUAUCUGCUUUAUAAACAUUAAUGUUUAUGAUGAAAUUGUUUUGGAACUCUUUCAUUGAAUCAUGAAUUCUGAUUAUGUUGGUAAUGUUCUUGGUUGGAUAACUGUAAAUUUGCUAA
Messenger RNA from Tripterygium wilfordii, 1318 nucleotides. Its product is annotated as alkaline ceramidase. NCBI's taxonomy places the organism in Eukaryota, Viridiplantae, Streptophyta, Magnoliopsida, Celastrales, Celastraceae. Gene Ontology annotation, molecular function: hydrolase activity, acting on carbon-nitrogen (but not peptide) bonds, in linear amides. The coding region runs from base 226 to 993 and encodes 255 amino acids. Gene Ontology annotation, cellular component: membrane. The transcript has 3 exons. Gene Ontology annotation, biological process: defense response to other organism; ceramide metabolic process; autophagy. The record is from RefSeq and is a predicted model, not a curated record.